Molecule: messenger RNA, 2231 nt
Organism: Silurus meridionalis
Lineage: Eukaryota; Metazoa; Chordata; Actinopteri; Siluriformes; Siluridae
Product: complement component C1q receptor
Molecular function (GO): calcium ion binding
Source: RefSeq, a predicted model, not a curated record
GUGUUGCUAAAAAUUAUUUCCGCUUUGCAUUAUUCUCUAAACAGGAUGAGGUUGUUUGAAUAACACAUUUUCACGUCUGAGCUGCUAAACCACGGUAAAGGCCUAAGAACAGCAACUGAUCGAGGACAUGAACUGGAUAUAUGUGCGUUAAAUCGGUGGGAUGAUGAUCUGCGCUCUGAUCGCGGUGCUUUGCGCUCUUUUGGCUGCUGAAAGAGCGACGAGUGCCACCAGCAAGUGCACGAGCACAGCGUGCUUCACUCUAUACAAACAACUAGAAACGUUCGAGAGAGCCAACGCGAGGUGUUAUGAAAACGGCGGAUACGUGAUCGCAAUAAAAGACAAUGAUGAUUUGGAAGCUGUGAAGUCGCUGCUCGCGUUAGACGGAAAUAUUUCAGUGCAGGGAAAAGUCUGGAUUGGACUGAAGCUCUCUAAAGGGAACUGUGUGCUCAGUGACGAGACGCUGCACGGCUUUAGAUGGAUCACCGGCGCCCCGGAGUCCUUCUACUCCAACUGGAGAAGGGAACCGAGGAGCACGUGCACUGAGGAUCGCUGCGUUUCGCUCAAUACUUCAACCAAGGAUCUGAAAUGGAGCGAUCGGUCGUGUAAAGAGCGCGCGCAUUAUAUCUGCGUGUAUUACUUUAGUGGUAUGUGCAAACCCUUGUUACUUGCGGGACCUGGAGAAGUUAAUUACUCACUUCCUUUUUUAAAUGGUCCACUUCAGCAAGAUGGAGGGUUGGAUAUGUUACCGUAUGGGACAUUUGCGGAAAUAAGUUGCGCUCCUGGGGUUGAUAGGAACACAUACACCGUGUGCAAACGAAGAGAUGCGCAUUACUUUUGGGAAAACCACGGCCCGUUUUGCGCCUCUGGGAAGCGAAGUUGCGACCAGAGAAACGGGGGAUGCCAUCAGCUGUGUGUUGAUGAUGAUGAUGAUGGCGGAGUGCAUUGUGAAUGUAAGGAAGGCUACUACCUCAGCGAUGAUAGAGUCACGUGUCUCCUUAAAGACGUAUGUUUCGGUUCACCCUGCGACCACCAGUGCGUACCAAACCCGCUUGGGUUUUCAUGCGCGUGUCAAAAUGGCUUUGAACUUUCCGAAGAUAAGGUCAGCUGUAAAGAUGUGGACGAAUGUACACUUGAUGUUUGUGAAGGCCAUAUAUGUCACAAUAAACAAGGGUUCGAGUGUGAGUGCAAGAAAGGCUUUAUGGAGGUCGGUGGUGUGUGCGAGGACGUAGACGAAUGCACAGAGCAGGUGUGUCCCCCUCAUACCACGUGUCUCAAUUCCGAGGGUUCGUUCUCUUGUGACUGCUCUUCUGGCUUUAGAAUGAAUGGAGAACUAUGUGUAGAUGUAGACGAAUGUCUGAAUCGGCCUUGUGAAGGUUUGUGCAGCAAUACGGACGGGAGCUACAGGUGCGCUUGUGGUCCAGGUUUCAUCUUAGCUGAGAACGGUAUCAGGUGUGUUCCAGAGCAAAAGCACACAACAACUUCUAAUUAUUUAGAAAUGAUUUCAAAUCGAGGUUUGGAUCAGGAAGCAGAUACAACUGUAAGCACAGAGACCACUGCAGGACCGCACCAUCGCGUGCGCAAAGAAGGCCUCGUUGUCGGUUCUUGGGUUUUGGUGUAUGCGUUGAGCUCAAUAAUCCCCCUUCUUCUCCUGAUUACUCUGACUGCGGUUAUUGCAGUGUAUCGCUGUAAUCGCUCUCGCAAAGACUCCAAGAAGACAAGUGUCACAGCAGACAGCUACUGCUGGGUGUCUUCUGAGUAUACAUCUCAACUAGAAACACAGCCAAACAGAAUUUACUGACUGGGACACACUUAUUACAGUGGACUGCAUUUGACAAUGUUACUUUGUUUUGGGUUUUUUUAUAUUACACACAUGUACUUUAAAUUAUCUGUAUGUUAUCUUUGUUUUUAAACAAGAAGACUUCACAUUUGAUUCAAGACAUUCCUACGGAUUCAAAUCACCUAUGAUCAAUAAUCUGUUAUGGUUAUAAUGCCAUUUUAUCAAAUGGCCCAAAUGAUAUACAUUGUGCCUGAAUAUCAAUAAGCACUAAAAAUGUGGUCUUAGGAACUCCUAAUUAUAUUUCACACCGACAGGGGGCGCACAGUCACCGUCUUAAAGAUAUGGUCAAACUGGCGAUUAUAAUGUCAAUGUAACUGCAAUUCACGUUUAUUUAUAAAAAUAAAUAAAUAAAGGUCCUAUUAAACACUCAGUAAUAGGAUGUGUACAAAAAGAA